Candidozyma haemuli is the source of this 2397-nucleotide messenger RNA. RefSeq names its product DNA ligase (ATP) (gene LIG4). Gene Ontology annotation, molecular function: DNA ligase (ATP) activity; DNA binding; ATP binding. Gene Ontology annotation, biological process: DNA recombination; DNA biosynthetic process; nucleotide-excision repair, DNA gap filling. Gene Ontology annotation, cellular component: DNA ligase IV complex. The transcript is spliced from 3 exons. The record is from RefSeq and is a predicted model, not a curated record. NCBI's taxonomy places the organism in Eukaryota, Fungi, Ascomycota, Pichiomycetes, Serinales, Metschnikowiaceae. Bases 1 to 2397 code for a protein of 798 amino acids.
AUGUCGGUGGACUCUUCGUUCCUCGAUUCCCCCAGCGAGCCCCAAAACUUCAACACCAACGCGCCCUUCGACCUCCUCGUGCUGGACCUCUUCCUCAAACUCGAAUCCACCAACCACGAAAACAAAGGCCCCUACGAAACCGUCAGUGCAAAGAAAACACUGAUAAUCGAAGAUUUCGUGAAAACCUGGCGAACCCACUUUGGAAAAAACAUCUACCCGGCGGUAAGACUCAUCUUUCCAAAUAGGGACGGCAGAAAGUACCACGUUAAGGAUGUGGCUCUUACAAGACUUGUCAUAAAGCUUCUAAAGCUCCAACCGGGCCUGAACGACUACCAGAUAAUCAGAAACUGGAAGAAACAGUACCAGCUGAAGGCCACGUUGGCUACGGCGUCCGAACAACGCCAAUUGGGCGAUUUGCCGUUGAUUAUCGCCAGAAUCAUGCUGAGAAGACGAGACCAGAACGAACCUAUAAAGAGUACGUUAACUGUGGAUGAAGUGAACGAAACUUUGGAUAAGUUGGCAGCGAAAACCCAGUCUAAAGAGCAACUAGCACUCUUGGAACCGUUCGUGGAACGCCUAACUAUCCCUGAAAUACGGUGUGUGUUCCAGAUGAUCCUAAAAGAGUCCAUGUUGCUGUUUUUCGAACGGGCUUUCUUCCAGGCGUGGCACCCGGACGCCUACAAUUUAUUUAAGGUGUGUGAAGACAUGAAGAAGAUUUUUUGGGCGCUUACAGACCCGGAAAAGCGACUUCUACCAACCCAGUUGUGUGUUCAGCCAAUGUACAUGUUUGUGCCUCAGAGUUCACAGAAGUUGGAGAUUUCCUAUGAGAAUUUGUGUAAACGGAUGACGGUGGGGCUUCAGGGGGGUAAGGAUCCGAAGCUUAUGGAAUUGUACAAAAAAGAGCACUACGAGAACGCUUUUCUUAUUGAAGAGAAGAUAGAUGGUGAUAGAAUGUUGAUGCACAUGGUUGACGGGAAGUUUCGAUGGCACACGCGUCGAAGAAGGGAUUAUACGUUGGUUUACGGUGAAAACGUCCAUAUUGGGUCGCUUACAAAGCAUUUGGGCCACGCUUUUGACGAAAAAGUGCACAGUAUAGUUAAAGAUAGAGAGAUGAUUUUACCUUUUGGAACGCUCAGGUCGGCGGCUGUGCAAGAAGCACUUAAACAGUUUGACGUAAUUGACGUUUAUGAAGGGAACAACAGCUGGCCCUUGUUCCUAGUGUUUGAUAUACUCCAUUUAAACGGGAGAGAUCUCUCUGGAUUGCCGCUUUUUUACAGAAAGAACUUGAUUAACAAAGUCGUCAGGGAAGUCCCCCACCGGUUCGAGGUCUUGGAAUGGGUGAAAGCAAAGUCUCCUACAGAUAUCAAGGCCAACAUGCAAAGAAUCGUUUCUGAGCGAAACGAAGGGAUCAUGGUGAAGCUGUUGCUUUCAAAGUAUAGGGUUUACAGCCGGGAAUCGACGUGGAUCAAGGUGAAACCGGAGUAUUUGGAGAAUUUCGGUGAAAACCUCGAUUUGGUGGUUAUUGGUAAAAUUGGACGAGUAAAGACAUCCUAUAUCUGUGGCCUCAAAGACGUGGACGACGAAGGGUGCUAUAAACUGUUCUGUAUGGUUGCCAACGGGUUUCUGAACGCUGUUUACAGGCAAAUCGAAAGCAAAUUGGUCAAUUACUGGCGGGACUUUUCUAUCCAGAAACCUCCACUUUCACUUCUCAAGUUUGGAACGAAAAAACCAGAUUUCUGGAUCAACCCGGCCAAUCUGAUCGUUCUAGAAAUCAAAGCCAGGUCCAUUGAAGUCACUGCUGAAACUCCCUACGCUGCUGGGUCCACUUUACACAACUUAUGGUGCAGAGCAGUCAGAGAGGAUAAAGACUACGAUGAGUGUAUUACGCUCCAAGAGUACCAGGACCUCAAAGCAAAGUAUCUGCUGGAUAUUUAUAAAAAUCAGGACGUCAACAGGAACAGAAAGAGACCUGGAGAGAACCUGAUUGUGGAAAAGUAUGAAAAGGUGAAAAGGCUUAAAAUCAAAGAACAGCUGGAUCUCUUUAAAGGGCUACAUUUGGUGGUUGGUACAGAUUACAGAGACGUGGAUGAACAAAAGAAUAUGUCUGCUGAAGCCUUGAAACAUCUUAUACGGCUGCAUGGAGGUCAAAUUGAACUUAAUCCAAAGAGAGAUGAGUUAUAUGGAAAGACCGUGGUUGUUUUGGGAAGCAAUGUCACUCCACGGCUCCAGAGAUGGUUGAGAGAGGGAUUUGAUAUUAUUCUGGGCAGUUGGGCCGUGGAGACGAUUGGCCAGGCCUACGACGAGGGCCAGAAGAUCCCUUUGUUGCUUAAAGAGACGUUUCUCGAUGCCUGUGUCGACGCUGGAAUGGUCGUUGACGAAGAUCCAUAUAAGGUUUGA